UCUGUUUGGGAAAUCAAUGGAGACUCAAUCAACAGGUUCUAUGUGGGAAAAAAGUAACUCAAUUUAUGCUCCCAGUUACACGGGGCCAGUAAACCGACCAGAACAGAGGAGGGCAACCACAACAGUUCUUCCAACUCAGACAACUGGACAGUCAGAGAUGAUGACAGAUAUAACAGCCACUGUUACCAUGGAAACAGCCCUACAGAAUGCCAGUAUUUUCUCAGUGAACUCGGGGAAUUGUAUAAAUCACUUCCCUAUCAGCAUGUUCCAGACCUACAGUGGAGAAACAGAGCAAGAACUAGUGCCCGAGGACUGUGAAUUGAACUCUCACUGCCAGGGAUUGGAACUGGAACUGUGUUGUGCAAAUGGGAGCUUCAGCAAAUGUGUCCGAUUUCAGAGUCAAGUUGGAAUUGACUACUACCUUGGAUGGGUAAAACUGAAGAUAAACGAAUUUGAGUUGGACACAAACUACAGUGGUUGGGAUUACUUCGACCUAUUAAGAAAUGCCAGUAGUUGGCUGGAAGCUGCACUCCUAACACAUGAUGUAUCUGAUGCAAAUAUCCACGUCCUCUGCCCAGAGGCAACCUUUAUAGAUCAACAGUACCCAGUCCUUGGUUUUAUGUUGGCAGUAGAUCGGAGUUACAGUAUCGAUUGGCUCCAGCAAGGAUUCCACAUCUUAAUUAAUACCAGUGAAUACGUAUGUGAUGUAAAACUUGGAGAUGGCAUCCGGCAAAUGGGGAACACAUCAGGAAUACAAGGCCACAGCAUAGUCAGCUGCAAUCUGAUACAUGAAGCACGGAGUUCAAAUGCAAGCAGCAUGACCACUGAAAGCAUCUGGAAUGCAUCAGAUUUGGAAAAUAUUUCAGUUGAGAAUUCAACAGCUCUGUUUGGGAAAUCGAUGGAGACUCGAUCAACAGGUUCUAUGUGGGAAAAAAGUAACUCAACUGAUGCUCCCAGUUACACGGGGCCAGUAAACCGACCAGAACAGAGGAGGGCAACCACAACAGUUCUUCCAACUCAGACAACUGGACAGUCAGAGAUGAUGACAGAUAUAACAGCCACUGUUACCAUGGAAACAGCCUUUAUUGCAUUCAGAGCUUCAAUUUCAAUCAUCAAUUGGAACUUUACUGAAGACCUCAACAACAACACCAGCACUGCCUACAGAAAUAUGGAGGAACUCUUUGUAACUGAGUUAUCACAGCUGUUGAGUGAAGCUGCAGAGGUAACCCUCCAACGUGCCCUUAAUUUCACUGUGUUGGUGGAAAGGUUCAGGAAGGGAAGCAUCAUUAUUGAUUUCAUCCUCCUGACUCACAUCGAGGAGAACGUGACCCUUGCCAACAUGACUACUGUGCUACUUACCGCUGUUAACCAUUCCCUGAUGUCAGAGAGUGGAUUUAGUUUAUCAUAUGGAAAUAUUGAAGACUUUGAUCUGUGUGACAAUGACACAUGUGCCUACUAUUGUGAAGCCCUUGUCGGGAUAUCCCAAUGUACAUGUGCGAAUGGGCUGAAUGGUCACAGGCUCACCUGCAUACACAAUGCAUCAGCUGCUUGCGGUGCAGCCCAGGCUGAGAUACCAAACCGUCUCAUGUGGGAACUUCAAAAAAUGUCUCAAUUUCUGGACUUUGCAAAUGCCACAGGAUGUUCUUUAAGCAGAAACUUAUCUGAUAUGUUUGGCAUUCUGCAGGUGAAGGAUUUGUGCCAGGGCACCACCAAUGCCAUCAAGGAUUUGUGGCUGGAUUGGGAAAAUGAAGACACUUUGCAUCUGUAUUUGGAAGGACCCAACAUCACAGUCUGUCAAUUCUCAGUUUCCUCAGAAGAUCAGAUGUUGUACAAAAUAAUUGACGGCACAGAUGGAAUCAGAGGAUCAUUCCUGGUUGACUAUGCGUGUUUGAAUAAUGAACAGUCAUUUGCUUUUGGAAAAAAUGAAAGUUUAAAUGCGACCAUGAUUCAGCAACGGAGGUCCUUUACUGUUCAUGAAAAUGAAAGUCUGAACGUUACUGUGAGCAUUGAGUCAGGUCUGGUCAGAGACCCUCGACUCUUUAUAAAGAACUGCCAUGUUGAGUCAUCAACACAUGAACCUGAAGGGGACAAACUGAUAGAAAAUGGGUGUUCAAAAUCGAAAGGGGUCUCAAUUUAUCAGAAUGGAAAUGCCUCACUGGUGUUGCUCUCUGUAGACACAUCUGUUGCAAAGAACUCCACAUAUCUGAAAUGUGAAUUGCAAAUCUGUGCUGAGAACCAAUGUGCCUGCACCAAUCGCCCGGGAAAAAGAAAUAUGGGAAUUUCAGAGACUUUCAAGGAAAACUCCAUUGAGAUUGGGCCAAUCACUAUCUUGAAAAACACGAAGAAAGAUAAAAAAGAGCCAAGCAUUCUGACAGUGAUUCUCAUAACGGUGGGGACAAUACUGCUGGUAAUUCUUCUCCUCGGUCUCCUGCGGUAUGUGUAUCGAUACAUCGCUGGCUCCAGUUUCUCAAUCAAGUCAUCAAAGAAUAUUUUCAGGAGACAGUCAUCGAUGAACCCUGUUACUUUGAAGUCUUGGAAACAUGUGUAGCACCAACUGAGCACUGGAAACAAGCAUAAACUGGUCCAAAUGGCAAUGAAACCAAAAAGAAAGAAAUCAUGAACUUACCUUCAUGUAAUAAGUGCAAUACUACGGAUGCUGGAAAUCUGAAA
Molecule: messenger RNA, 2670 nt
Organism: Chiloscyllium plagiosum (whitespotted bambooshark)
Lineage: Eukaryota; Metazoa; Chordata; Chondrichthyes; Orectolobiformes; Hemiscylliidae
Source: RefSeq, a predicted model, not a curated record